AUGGAAACAGAGAAUGUGACAAAUGUCAGUGAAUUUCUUCUGCUUGGAUUUAUGUAUGAACCAAAUGUGGAGAUCAUCCUCUUCAUAGUUUUCCUUCUCAUUUACCUGGUGACAGUGCUGGGGAAUGCACUCAUCAUUGUACUCAUCUGCACUGAUCAUCGCCUUCACUCCCCUAUGUAUUUCUUCCUCAGCAACUUGUCCUUAAUCGAGAUACUCAUGACAACUUGUGUAGUGCCUAAAAUGUUAGCCAAUCUCCUGGCUGAAAGAAAAACUAUUUCAUUUGGUGGUUGCUUUGCUCAGUCAUACUUCUAUUUCUUCAUGGGUUCUACAGAGUUCAUCCUUUUUGCUGCGAUGUCCUUUGACCGCUACAUGGCCAUCUGCUACCCACUUAGGUACCCCACUCUCAUGACUGGGAAAGUUUGUGUCAAUAUGGUGAUUGGCUCUUGGAUCGGUGGGUUCUUGUCUGUGUUCUUGUCAACAGUGCUGAAAGUGAGGUUGCCUUACUGUGGACCUAAUGUCAUUAAUCACUACUUCUGUGACAGUGCCCCUUUGCUCCACCUCGCCUGCAUUGACAUCAGCUUUAUUGAGUUCAUAGAUUUCAUUGGGUCUUUGCUUCUACUGCUUGGCUCUCUCUCAUUCACUGCUAUCUCUUAUGUCUACAUAAUCAGUACCAUCCUCAAAAUCCCUUCUGCAAAGGGAAGGGAGAAGGCCUUCGCCACCUGUGCAUCCCACUUCACUGUUGUUUCCAUGGGCUAUGGAAUCUCCAUCUUUGUUUAUGUAAGGCCAUCUCAGAGUGACAUCAUGAGCAUGAACAAAGCAUUAGCCAUUUUCUCUGGCAUCUUGACACCUUUAUUGAACCCUUUCAUCUUUAGUCUAAGGAAUGAACAAAUGAAAGAGGUGUUAAAAGAUGUCCUAAAGAAGCUAACCUCCAGAAUAAAAGAUGACUAG
Molecule: messenger RNA, 948 nt
Organism: Lacerta agilis (Sand lizard)
Lineage: Eukaryota; Metazoa; Chordata; Lepidosauria; Squamata; Lacertidae
Product: olfactory receptor 6M1-like
Exons: 1
Coding region: 1-948 (315 amino acids)
Biological process (GO): G protein-coupled receptor signaling pathway
Cellular component (GO): membrane
Molecular function (GO): G protein-coupled receptor activity; olfactory receptor activity
Source: RefSeq, a predicted model, not a curated record